Molecule: messenger RNA, 2532 nt
Organism: Myxocyprinus asiaticus (Chinese sucker)
Lineage: Eukaryota; Metazoa; Chordata; Actinopteri; Cypriniformes; Catostomidae
Gene: slc34a2a
Product: solute carrier family 34 member 2a
Exons: 13
Coding region: 326-2236 (636 amino acids)
Biological process (GO): sodium-dependent phosphate transport; intracellular phosphate ion homeostasis
Cellular component (GO): brush border; vesicle; apical plasma membrane
Molecular function (GO): sodium:phosphate symporter activity
Source: RefSeq, a predicted model, not a curated record
AGCACCAGAAUUGAGACGGUUUACCUGGAAACAUUGUGUCUCAUAGUAUCGAGUGGUCUCCUCCGAAGCCAAUUUGGUGUUCAUGCUGUAGUUUACUCAGCAGGGGUCUAAAAGUAAGUAUAAGUCUUUGGUGCAAAGUGUUCAGGUAGGAUAGGUGGAAAGGAGACUUGGUUCAGAGCACAGAUAAGGCUGAAGAUAACUCACAGCACGUGGAAGAGAGAAUUUGGGAAGUUUCCCACUUUCCCCAACUGUCAAGAGAGAUAUUGCUCCCACUAGGAGUGGGCUUUGAGAAGUUAACGCGGACAACCAAACUACACUUCAGAAAAUGGCACCUCGGCCAAAGUUAGAGGAUGGCUCUGAAGAGAAUACGAAAGAAGCAUUUGAUGAUCCCAUUAAGAAAUCUAUCUCCAUGGCCCCUGCUCUCUCUACGGUGGCUUUAAUAGAGGAUGAUCCCUGGGACAUGCCUGAACUGCAGGACAAGGGGGUUAAAUGGGCAGAUCUUGACACAAAAAGGAAGGUCCUGAGAGUUGUAACCAUAGUAGCAAGGCUGAUUCUGCUUGUUGGUUUGCUAUACAUGUUUGUUUGCUCACUGGACAUUCUCAGCUCAGCUUUCCAGCUUGUUGGAGGCAAAGCAGCAGGGGACAUCUUCCAGGAGAAUAAAGUGCUGUCAAACCCUUUGGCAGGACUGGUGAUCGGGAUGCUGGUAACACUGCUAGUCCAGAGCUCCAGCACCUCCUCAUCCAUUGUGGUCAGCAUGGUUUCCUCUGGAUUGCUCCAGGUCUCGACUGCUGUUCCUAUUAUAAUGGGGACCAACAUUGGCACAUCAGUCACAAAUACUCUUGUAGCCAUGACACAAGUUGGGGACAGGAACAAGUUCCGCAGGGCAUUUGCAGGAGCCACUGUGCAUGAUUUCUUUAACUGGCUUUCUGUACUGGUGCUAUUGCCUCUGGAAAUUGCCUCUGGUUACCUGGUAAAGCUCACCGAACUCAUAGUGAAAUCUUUUAAUAUUCAGAGUGGAGAAAAUGCACCAGCCCUCCUAAAUGUCAUUACAGACCCGCUUACCCAAUCUAUCAUAGAGCUGGAUGAAUCUGUGAUAAGCGGCAUUGCCACCGGAGAUCCUGAAGCCAAAAACAAAUCUCUCAUCAAGGUGUGGUGCCAGACAGCCAAAAACAUGACUCUCCAGAAUGUGACAGCAGAAAACUGCACUGGCUAUUUGUGUUGGGAAUUGAAAAAUGUUACAGAAAUCACAAACAUCAAGAAAUGCAAUCACAUCUUUGUAAACACAAACCUGCCUGACCUGGCGGUGGGUCUGAUUCUGCUGGCUUGCUCUUUGCUGGUCUUGUGCACUUGCCUCAUUAUGAUUGUGAAGCUUCUCAACUCGAUGCUCCAGGGCCAGGUUGCUGUAGUCAUCAAGAAGAUAAUUAACACUGAUUUUCCAUUCCCAUUUGCAUGGCUGACUGGAUACAUUGCAAUCAUUGUGGGAGCAGGAAUGACCUUCAUUGUCCAGAGCAGUUCUGUCUUCACUUCGGCUAUAACUCCUCUUGUAGGUAUUGGCGUAAUAGGAAUUGAAAGGGUAUAUCCUCUUUCCCUGGGAUCCAAUAUUGGCACAACUACUACAGCAAUAUUAGCAGCCAUGGCCAGUCCUGGGGAAACACUAGCAAAUUCAUUACAGAUAGCCCUGGUUCAUCUUUUCUUCAACAUCUCUGGGAUCUUGCUGUGGUACCCAAUUCCCUUUACACGAGUCCCUAUUCGCUUGGCAAAGGCUCUUGGUGAAAUCACAGCCCAGUACCGGUGGUUUGCUGGCUUUUACAUCAUCAUCUGCUUCUUUGUUUUCCCUCUACUGGUCUUCGGCCUCUCUAUGGCUGGUUGGCAGGUCCUUGUGGGGGUACUUGUUCCCAUAGUGGCUGUUCUGAUAUUUGCUAUCGUGGUUAACAUUCUACAGAAGCACAAACCACAGUGGCUUCCUUCUUGUCUCCGGUCUUGGGACUUCCUCCCCCUAUGGGCCCACUCUCUUGAACCCUGGGAUAGAGUUGUUAUAAUGAUGACCACUCACUGCUGCUGUUGCUGCAAGUGCUGCAAGUGCUGCAAUGUUACGGAAGAAGAUGAGGAAAUGGAAAAACAUGAAAUGAAGAAUCAUGAAAUAGAGAUGUAUGAUAAUCCGACAAUGGCUGUUGAGAUCAACGAGGACAAGAAAACAUCAGACAACUCUGAAAUCCUCAGGGGAACCUCUUUAUAAAAUUAAAUGCAGAUUUUUUGUUAUUACUAUGCUAUUAUAAGUGUAUUAUGAUGUUAUAACACAUAUAUGACAUAGCAUACUCAAACUGGUCUUGACAGCAUAUCAGUGCACUUCAGAACAACAACAAGAGUAAAAUUUUAUAUUUUGUAUUUCACCAUUUAUUUUAAAGCCUAACAUUUAUUUUGCUUCUUGUCUUACUGAAAGUUUUAUACAAAGAUGCUUUAUUGUACAGGAAAUUGUAAAUGUCAUUGUUAAAUAUAAAAUCUUGUAGUAGCUUUAUAAAAACUAAAAUCUGA